AUGGCCUUCCAGAGCAGAAAGUUGCCCCUCAUCAGCUUCUCUUGCGGCGGCGAUCCGAGGAAGGAGGUGGUUGGGUUGGAGGUGGAUGAUGACGCAAACGUGGAGGACGAGGAGGUGGUGAGCGCACCCAUGGUGCUGGGCAUCAUGGCUGCGGUGGUGGUGGACAUGGCUGCGGUCGCCUGGGAUGUGACACUGAGCAGCUGCCCCAGCUCCUACAUCUCCAUAGGCAGCAGCAACCCAAGCUCAUUUACGGCCGUGGCAAUAAUCCCCACCGGUGCCGGUGAUCACAGCCCAGCACUAGCAGCCACAGGAGCUCCUGAAUUCACACAGGGAAGGAAGCUUGAGCAGCAUCAGGAUCUUCCAGAAUCAGAAGCAAAGUUCCCUAAGCAAGAAAUUAACGGCUGGGAGCAUCGAUACCUUUGUUCACCAUCGAAGCAACUCAAGAACGUGACUACUUCCAUCAAGGAGAUCAGUCGCUGGGCAAGAUCUUCGCCAGGAGUAAAGGUGAACUCAAAUAUCCGGCUCUUGGAGUCUGUACUUUCUUUAAUACAAGUGGUGACUUCGACGGCACCACACCCAGAUCACAUCGUCGACAUGAUACGGGUCCAUGAUGCGCUUGCUAACCUGUUGCUUGUCCUGCCCAAUAAUAUCUUCCCUUUCCUGGUGCAAAAUUUUGCUCAGAUUGUGGAUGAAUUAGGCCCGAAAAGAGGUGCAUCUUUAUCAGCGAGGUUUGAAAAGACACUGCAUGAUUUGCGAAGAAGCAUAAGGAGUGGUCUUCAGGUACUCAAUGUCAAGAUCUGUGAUUAUACAUCUGAAGUAGUCCCACAAGGUGGUGGUGUCCAUGAGAUCACCAAAUACUUGUUGAAAUACAUCAUGUCACUGCUGGACAAUGGCAGAUCUCUCAAACUCAUACUUGUCAGCGAUGAACAGGAUGGCAUGGUUGAAAUGGAGACGCUGCAAGAUGCUGUUGCUACCUUGAUCUGUCACUUGGAAAUUAUGCUUGAGAAAGAAUCUCAUCGCUAUCAAGAUGCAGGGUUAAAACAAAUGUUCAUGGUGAAUAACGUGAACUUUGUGCUGCAUCAAGUAGAAGGCUCAGAGAUAAAGUAUCUUCUAGGAGAGGAUUGGGUUCUGAAGCACCGAGACCAACUGAAGGACCACAUCUCAUCGUUCAUCAACAUUUCUUGUGAAUCUGUCAUGUAUUGCUUCCAUGUAAAGACCAACAAAAUCUCAAUCUUUUCUAGCCUACCGACACUGCAAAUAUUUAACCUGGAAUUUGAGAAAACUUACUGGACUCAGAAGACAUGGAAAGUUGAAAAUCCUCUGCUCCGGUCCAAUAUGCGUAAAUCAGUAUCAGAGAAGCUUGUUCAGGCUUACAGUACAUACCUUGAGAAUCACAAAAACAAAGCUCCAAAGCUUAUGAAGUACACCCCUGAAGAUCUUGAAGAGCUGCUGUCAGAUCUGUUUGAAGGAUAAUGGGCAUAGCUAAAAAGAGGACAAAGCACAGAUGCAUCUGACAAAUUGUUGUCAACAAAUCUGAAGGAUAAAUGAUCCCUUGAGCUAGCAGGAAGAUCGGAUUCAGAUGCAUGUUUCCAAAGCUUGCGUAGUGAAUAUGGAACUGUAACUGAUAUAUCCUUCAUAUGUUAAGAUUGAACUGUACCUAAGGUUC
Messenger RNA from Triticum dicoccoides, 1666 nucleotides. Its product is annotated as exocyst complex component EXO70E2-like. NCBI's taxonomy places the organism in Eukaryota, Viridiplantae, Streptophyta, Magnoliopsida, Poales, Poaceae. Gene Ontology annotation, molecular function: phosphatidylinositol-4,5-bisphosphate binding. Gene Ontology annotation, biological process: exocytosis. Gene Ontology annotation, cellular component: exocyst. The transcript has 2 exons. The record is from RefSeq and is a predicted model, not a curated record. The coding region runs from base 1 to 1473 and encodes 490 amino acids.